Striga hermonthica is the source of this 1551-nucleotide messenger RNA. NCBI's taxonomy places the organism in Eukaryota, Viridiplantae, Streptophyta, Magnoliopsida, Lamiales, Orobanchaceae. The record is from the annotation of a GenBank genome assembly.
AUGAAUGAAGAGAAUGGGAAUUCAUCACUUCUUAAGAAAAUGCGUUUUACCAGUGCACGAGCCUCAUCCCUAGCAUCCCCUGCUAGAGUGACUGCUGGUGACAUAGUUCAUGACGACGAUUUGACUCCCAAGAAGCCAGGAUGCGAGAAUGAUUUCGUGUUGGUAAAAGUCCAGACUUGGGUUGAUGGUGUAGAGGAUGUGGAAUUUGUUGGUGUUGGUGCUCGAUUUGGGACUACCAUAGUAUCGAAAGAGAAAAAUGCUAAUCAAACUCAUCUCGUCCGAUCGGACCCUCGGGAUUGCUGCAGUCCUCUUAGAAAGAAGAUUGCUGGUGAGGUUUUAAUGGUGGACCGAGGCCACUGCAAGUUCACAUCCAAGGCGAAUUUCGCUGAAGCUGCUGGUGCUUCAGCAGUCCUCAUUAUAAACAAUGAGAAAGAACUAUACAAGAUGGUUUGUGAGCCUGAUGAAACUGAUUUGGACAUACACAUUCCCACCGUUAUGCUCCCACGUGAUGCUGGUGCAACAUUGGAGAAAAUGUUGUCCAAUAUAUCUGUACAGCUUUACUCUCCCAGGCGACCUGUGGUUGAUAUAGCCGAAGUAUUUCUAUGGAUGAUGGCAGUCAGUACUAUCUUAUGUUCUUCUUACUGGUCCGCAUGUAGUGCACGAGAAGCUGCAAUAGAGCAAGACAAGUUUUUAAAGGAUGCUACUGAUGAGCCUCCAAGAAUUGCUAAAGGCAGUGAUGGGAGCAGUGUUGUGAAUAUCAAUACGAAAUCUGCAGUGUUGUUUGUUUUUGUUGCAUCGUGCUUCUUGAUUCUAAUCUAUAAGCUGAUGUCGUACUGGUUCAUCGAGCUUUUGGUGGUCAUCUUUUGCAUUGGUGGUGUAGAGGGUUUACAAACGUGCUUAGUUGCCUUGCUAUCAAGGUGGUUCAAGAAAGCUGGAGGCUCGUUUAUAAAAUUACCUGUUUUGGGGCCAAUCUCAUACCUUACACUGGCUGUUGCACCAUUCUGCAUAGCUUUUGCUGUUAUCUGGGCUGUGGAAAGAACUAACUCUUUUGCAUGGAUAGGUCAAGAUAUACUCGGAGUUGCGCUUAUAAUUACUGUUCUUCAGAUAAUCCGAAUCCCUAAUCUCAAGGUAGGCACAGUCCUCUUAGGCUGUGCUUUCGUUUAUGACAUCUUUUGGGUGUUUCUUUCCAAGAAACUGUUCAAAGAAAGUGUAAUGAUUGUGGUAGCGCGUGGUGAUAGAAGUGGUGAAGAUGGAAUCCCAAUGCUUCUAAAGAUUCCUCGUUUAUUCGAUCCGUGGGGUGGAUACAGUAUCAUUGGCUUUGGGGAUAUCCUUUUGCCCGGCCUUCUUGUUGCAUUUUCCCUUAGGUAUGAUUUUCUAGCGAAGAAGACCCUUCGAAACGGAUAUUUCCUGUGGGCAAUGUUUGCUUAUGGAUUAGGGACAUUUUUGGCGCUCGGGAGAAAAAGAGGCGAUUUGGAGCUACUAUGGACGAGAGGGGAACCGGAGAGGGUUUGCCCGCACGUUCGUCUUGAAUCGGCUCAAGAUUCGCUUUGA